Molecule: messenger RNA, 955 nt
Organism: Durusdinium trenchii
Lineage: Eukaryota; Dinophyceae; Suessiales; Symbiodiniaceae
Source: the annotation of a GenBank genome assembly
CAGAACUCGAGACCCGAACGUCGUCGAGUACGUCCCAACGAGUCCAAUUUCCAGGUGAAGGGGGAAGAGCGAUGGCAUCCAAGGAGAGCAGCAGUCGGACCUUGUGGGUGGGCGAUGUGGAGCACUGGAUGGACGAGGAGUUCCUUCACCGUUGCUUCAGUCCCAUUGGCUCGGUGACCAAUAUCAAGUUGGUUCGCCGCACCAACCUGCCCAGCUCGGGCGGCUUCGCCUUCGUCGAGUUCGCGGACCGUGCGCCGGUGGCGGAUGCUGUGGAUCGCCUGGAAGGGAGAGCCUUCCACGCCCUAGGAUUCAACUUCCGCGUGAACUGGGCUCAGUUCUCUGUGAACGACUCCAACCUCGCGAAUCGCAAUGGCAGUGGCGCUUCGCGUGGCACGGAGUAUUCGAUCUAUGUGGGCGGCCUCGACUUCGCGGUGAAGGACCAUGAUCUCCUCAAUGCCUUCAUGUCAAGGUAUCCCUCGGCCUUCCAGGCCAAGGUGAUUUGCGACCAGCGCACCCAGUUCUCCCGGGGUUUUGGCUUCGUUCGCUUUCGUGAGCAGCGUGAGGCGGAAGAGGCCAUCCGUGAGAUGCAGGGCGUCUUCAUUGGAUCCAAGGCCAUUAAGGUGAAGCAAGCGAACCGAAGCCAGGAGCCACACCGUGAUUCGACACCGUGGACCGUGGCGCCUCCGCCCUGCCCAAUGGUGCCGGUGAUCGACAGCAUGGCGGUGACCACGGUCCUGUGCAUCAGCCAGUUGGAUGCGGCCACUCCGCAGGACUUGCAGCAACUUCUGCAGCGUUGCGCUGCCUUUGGCGUGCCUGGGCUGGCCGCAGAUGGAUCCGCCGCAGUGUGGAGGUCGCGGGCGAAGAUGAAGAUCAAGUGGUAUAGAAGCAUGUGGGUGAGCCAAUGAUGGCAUGUGGUAUUUCAAUAGGGGACCCCCUGGCUAGCCCAGUGCUCCAC